Molecule: messenger RNA, 1035 nt
Organism: Nomascus leucogenys (northern white-cheeked gibbon)
Lineage: Eukaryota; Metazoa; Chordata; Mammalia; Primates; Hylobatidae
Gene: NAA38
Product: N-alpha-acetyltransferase 38, NatC auxiliary subunit
Cellular component (GO): NatC complex
Molecular function (GO): RNA binding
Source: RefSeq, a predicted model, not a curated record
AAUAGAGUUGCGCCGCUUUCAGGAGUUGGGGGGCGGGGUGCAGAGAACGAAAACGCUCCGUUUUAAUUCAGUGGCCUGGGCUACAUGGGAUAGUUAGGACAGACUAUCUCGCUGAGACAGAAAAGGGAGGAGGCAGUAUGAAAAAAUGUAUUCUCGCUAAAUUCCAGAGUUUCUAAAGGAUGUGUAAGAAACUAGAGGUAAAGGUCUCGCGAUAUCUUAAGACAUCCGGCGUAGUACGCUUCAGUGAGCCACAGCACCAGAGAAGUAGGAGAAGCUCGCGAUAUCUCUGCCGUUGCCGAGGAGACUAGGAGGGGGAGGAGAGGUGAUCUCGCGAAAGGAAAGAGGUCGGAGCGCUCGCGAGAUCUCGGACCACCCAACCUGAAAGGUGCUUAGGAAGUUGAAAGGCCCAGAGGAGGCCUCCGGGCAAAUGGCUGGAGCUGGACCGACCAUGCUGCUACGAGAAGAGAAUGGCUGUUGCAGUCGGCGUCAGAGCAGCUCUAGUGCCGGGGUUAGCACGGGCUCUGGUUCUGGGACUAAGGGGCAGUCAAGCAGCAAGAUGGAGGGGGUGGGGAACUGCAGCUCCCGGCAGCCUCUGGGCUUCGUGUGAGCGCCCCGCGGGCCGCCGGGAGCUGUGGUUCCGCGGGCGGGCAGCCGGGGCUGCGCGGUCUGAGCGCUUGUUACACCCCGCGCAGGAUUCGGACGGAGAGCGCGAGGACUCCGCGGCUGCGCGCGCCCGGCAGCAGCUAGAGGCCCUGCUCAACAAGACUAUGCGCAUUCGCAUGACAGAUGGACGGACGCUGGUCGGCUGCUUCCUCUGCACUGACCGUGACUGCAAUGUCAUCCUGGGUUCGGCGCAGGAGUUCCUCAAGCCGUCGGAUUCCUUCUCUGCCGGGGAGCCCCGUGUGCUGGGCCUGGCCAUGGUACCAGGACACCACAUCGUUUCCAUUGAGGUGCAGAGGGAGAAUCUGACCGGGCCUCCAUAUCUCUGACCACGAUGGCGCAUACCUUUCAGACUUCAUUAAACUUAUGACCGAA